AUGAAGAGGUUGCAAAAAAUGAGUGCAUAUGAGAGGGCGAAGAAGGUGUACGAACGGAUUCAAGAAGAAAAAGCUAGAGAAAAGAUCAUUCGUCAAGAAGAACGUGAAAAAAGACAAGCCAAUUUCCAAAUGUAUCUUCAUUCCAAGAAGAAACGUAAUAAAGUGCUUCGCAAGUGCAAUAAAAAAGGCCAGCCGAAUUUGGGUGCACAGGUGGAGAUACUAUUAGAAAAAUUAGAAAAGGAGGACAAAUGA
Angiostrongylus costaricensis is the source of this 252-nucleotide messenger RNA. The record is from the annotation of a GenBank genome assembly. NCBI's taxonomy places the organism in Eukaryota, Metazoa, Nematoda, Chromadorea, Rhabditida, Metastrongylidae.